AUGCAGCAGCAGCUACCCGUCUUAAGGAUUGCCAUAAUUGGAUCUGGUGGAGUUGGUAAGAGUGCUUUAACUCUCCAGUUUAUGUAUGAUGAGUUUGUUGAGGACUAUGAACCUACGAAAGCCGAUUCAUACAGGAAAAAAGAACGUUUAGACGGUGAGGAAAUACAAUUCGAUAUUUUGGACACUGCAGGUCAGGAAGAUUAUAACGGUAUCCGAGAUUACUAUUUUCGAAGUAGUGAGGGUUUUCUUCUGGUGUAUGCUAUUGAUGACGAAGAAUCUUUACGUGCUCUACCGAUGUUUCAUGAACAGGUAGUUCGUAUCAAGAAUUGUGAACAACCACCAAUGUUAAUUGUUGCUAAUAAAUGUGAUCUAAAAGAUCCUAAACAAAAAGACUACACAUUGCAGGGUAUGCAAUAUGCAAAAUGUUGGGGUGUACCUUUUGUGGAGACAUCGGCAAAGAUGUGUUGUAAUGUGGAUAAGGUAUUUAUUGAAAUAGGUCGAGAAAUUCGUCGAUCUCAAUUGGCUAGUAUACAAUAUCCAAAACAAGUUACAAAACAUAAACGAAGAAAAAAGUGUACAAUCUUGUAA
Trichobilharzia regenti is the source of this 588-nucleotide messenger RNA. NCBI's taxonomy places the organism in Eukaryota, Metazoa, Platyhelminthes, Trematoda, Strigeidida, Schistosomatidae. The record is from the annotation of a GenBank genome assembly.